AUUCAAGUGUUACUGCACUAUAUGCUGCAGUAGUCAGCAUAUCUUCAUAUCUAGACCUGAGUAUAUGUAACUCUUUUGGCGUUGCCAAUUUAUUUUCUUUGUUCUUGGAUAUAAAUGACUGAUUGCCAAAUGGUUUCUUCAGAUUUUACAGCAGAUGAGAAGAUGGAGAUUGAGAACAUUAAGACCCAUAAGAAAGACCUUCUGGAUGAUAUCCAGAAGUUAAAGAUGGAGAUAGACAACGUCAUGGCGGAAAUACUCAGCUUCGAAUCUGCAGAGGAAAACAAGACCUUAGAGAAGAGCAAACGGUUCUCAAAUGGAAAGAAGAAAUUCAACAUGGACCCCAAGCAGGGCAUGAAUUACCUGGUAGAGAAUAAUUUGCUGGCUGGAAGCGCUCAAUCCAUCGCUGAGUUCCUCUACAAGGAGGAGGGGCUUAACAAGACAGCCAUUGGAGAAUUUCUUGGAGAAAGAGAGGAGCUCCACCUCCAGACCCUGAAGGCCUUUGUGGAGCUGCAUGAAUUUUCCGACCUCAACCUGGUCCAAGCCCUCAGACAGUUCCUGUGGAGUUUCCGUCUGCCUGGUGAAGCCCAGAAGAUCGACCGUAUGAUGGAGGCUUUCGCCACACGCUACUGUGACUGCAACACUCAGGUCUUCCAGUCAACUGACACUUGCUACAUCCUGUCAUUCGCCAUCAUCAUGCUCAACACCAGCCUCCACAACCCCAAUGUGAAGGACAAGACGACUCUGGAGCGUUUCAUCUCCAUGAACAGAGGCAUCAACAACGGCGGGAAUCUACCUGAUGACCUGCUCUCGAAACUGUACGAGAGUAUUCGCAACGAGCCUUUCAAAAUCCCAGAAGAUGAUGGCAAUGAUCUCACACACACCUUCUUCAACCCUGACAGAGAAGGCUGGCUGCUCAAGCUUGGAGGUCGGGUUAAGACGUGGAAGAGGAGAUGGUUCAUCCUGACUGACAACUGCCUCUACUACUUUGAGUUCACCACUGAUAAGGAGCCCAGAGGCAUCAUCCCCUUAGAGAACCUUUGUGUGAGAGAAGUUCCAUAUCCUCGCAAACCGUACUGUCUGGAGCUGUACAACCCCAACAGUCGAGGGCAGAAGAUCAAAGCGUGUAAAACGGAGACGGAUGGUAGAGUGGUGGAGGGGAAGCACCAGUCUUACACCAUCUGUGCUGCCAGCGCUGAGGAGAGAGACUCCUGGAUCGAGGCCAUCAGAGCAAGUAUCACCAAGGAUCCUUUCUACGACUUGGUCUCCGUCCGUAAGAAGAAGGUCAUAAACCAAGCCCCUCAGGACUGAGCUGUCCAGCGCCCCCCAUGGACAUUUAUGGCACUGUGCCACAGCGGGAUUAAGUCCCCCUUUAAGUUGUAAAAAACACGCUACAACACAACUGAGCGAGGACGCUGAAGACGAGACACCGGCGGUGGUCAUUCAGGCUAAAAGAGGGACUUCUCUUUCCACUUCUCUUUUUCCAGACUGGACUAAACUAAGUCAAAGGUGAAAACGUUGACUAAUUUUUCCUGCUCUCGUUGUCAGUCUGACAAGUAACGAAGAAUUUAUCGACAAUAAGGUGUUUUGUCAUUACAUGUUGUGGACCGAGCUUUGUGUAGGUAUUUUAACUUCUGUUUACAGAAUUUACAAAAAAAGUGGCAGUGUAUUUAUUGCAUUUUCUAUAUGCAUUUUUCGAUAAGUUGAUGUCUGCUCCACAUGACUUAGUUUGUAGGAUUAGAAAGACAAAUUAACCAUUUAAUGUCUCAGCAGUUCUACGUAUGCUAUAAAAAAGACAUUUCUCAGCUUCUUAAAAGUUCUGAUAAGGUUAAAAAAACUAGUAAAGUAACAGUAAACUGCUUUAGUCCUGCACGAGAGCGCUAAACUGUAUGCCACUGCUACAGUUGUGUCAUUUGAAGAUUACUGCUUAUGCGUCAAUCUGUAAAUACGCUACUUAUACAUCUGAAGACGAUGAUUGUGCUUCAUUUUGUAAAUAUAGAUCUAUUUUCAAGCAUUUUUUUUAAAGUACUUUAUACAGUGACAUAGAACACUUUGUCUAAUCAGACAAAGCCUGCAUUUGUUUAUGCUUCACCUACCUUUAUUAGCAUAGUACAUUAAGUGCAAUAUGCAUUCUGUCCGCUUUGAUUUAAUUACCAUGUGUAAACUGUAAGUAUUGUAUUUGUUAUUUUCUCACAUAUUAAUUAUUUAAUAAAAAGCAUU
This is a messenger RNA of Morone saxatilis (striped sea-bass), 2217 nucleotides long. RefSeq names its product cytohesin 4b (gene cyth4b). The transcript has 13 exons. NCBI's taxonomy places the organism in Eukaryota, Metazoa, Chordata, Actinopteri, Moronidae. Gene Ontology annotation, biological process: regulation of ARF protein signal transduction. The record is from RefSeq and is a predicted model, not a curated record. Bases 115 to 1308 code for a protein of 397 amino acids. Gene Ontology annotation, molecular function: guanyl-nucleotide exchange factor activity.